CAGAUGUUAUGUUCUGAAGGUGCUGUUGGCUCGUCGAACCAUCACAGUUGUGCACAGACCACAUAUUUGAGUGGAUCUAUCGCGAAGUCUUAUGCGAUUAAAUCAUUUACGUUUUUGCGGUUAAAUACAUCGUUCAAUAUGUCAGUGUUAAAAUCAAUAGCGGUGUUCCUGUUGGUGGUGAUGGCAAAUAAUGUCAGAGGUCAGAUUAUUCUUCCUGGGGGAUGUCCGGAUGUUACUGCAAUGUCCGACUUUGUUCCCGGCCGGUAUUUGGGCAAAUGGUACGAGGCAGAGAAAUACUUCGCAAUAUUCGAGAUGGGGGGGAAGUGUAUAACCGCGACGUAUUCGGCUGAAGACGACGGGGUGAUUGGAGUCAAGAACCAACAGAUCAGCACUUAUACUGGUAUGAAGUCUGAGAUAGUAGGCGAGGCGACACAGGAGAGCCGCGAUGCCGGCAAGCUUGUUGUGCGGUUUCCUUCUCUGCCAGUCAACGUUCCAGCACCGUACUGGGUAGUGGACACGGACUAUGAUAACUACGCUCUUGUGUGGGGCUGUUUGGAUCUUGGCAUCAUGCAUACAGAGAACGCUUGGAUCCUCACCAGAGCACGUCAUCCACAGCUGAGUGUCCUGGAGGCAGCUUACGCAGCCGCAGACAGAAACAAUAUUAAACGAUCAUACUUCAUGAGGACAGAACAGAGUGACUGUCCGAAUAACUAAAUAUUAAUUUAAUUAGAGUUAUAGCUAAUGUGUUACAAAUACUUAUAGUGAGUCAACUCCUUAUUCGCUUAAUACCCUGUCUCGAAUUAUAGUCGCUAAAAUUAGCACUUGAUCUUGCUACAAGAUGUUGCCUUACUCGUGUAACGGCCGUUACAGAUAAAUUACUACCUUCUAAUGUCAGUAAUUAGCUGUCAAUAAUCUGAAGCUGUCCCAAUUUACCCGAUAAGUCAUUCUUAUCCCCUGAUAUUCGGACGCGUGAAUUGCAAUUUCAAUACAAACUUAUAUCGCUGGUAAGCUAUACAUCCUCCCAUUGACAGACAGCGUGUACGGAUAAGGUGAGUUACCGUCGAAAAGUUUAUUGGGACAGAAAAGUCAACGAUAAUUACGAUUUUUAUCUCAAGUAAGAGAGACUGAAUAUUGAGAAAGCCCGUAAGACAAUGACUAUUUGACGUUUGAGUAUUUGUCAUCACUUUACAUAUUAUAUAUUGUAAUUUAAAUGAUUCGUAAAACGAUGAAGUUGUAAAUGUUGUUUUAAAAGAGUAGCAAUGAGUUUCGUGCCACUUCUUCAUAUUAAAGCUUAGUACCUUUUCCGUGGUGGUAAAUGUAUAAGGACAAGAAAACUUUUGACAUUCAUAAGUGUAAUUCUCCUAACCUACAUGAAUAAAGUAAUUUUGAUUUGAUUUGAUUCUACGUAUAUCCGCUUACAGCACAGAUGGUACGCAUAUUUAAAGUAACAAGUAGAAACUUUCACUAGCAAGUAACACCAUCGUGUUUCGGCAUAAAAACGCCAGAUACGUACCUUUAAUCGAUUUUGUGUACAUGAUAUGCCUGAAUGCGAGUACCGGUACGCAAAGGAGUAAGCCGGUAUCACCACACCCCACAUUGAUCUAUUUGUUGUCCGAGUUGACAUACUAGUUGUAUUUAUAACACAAUAUAUGGCUAUUGCUAGCUUAUAGAAUAAGUUCUAAUAAUUUUUAUAAUUGUGUUUAAACAUGCCACAAUUGAUUAAUAUAGAGCCAAUUGGGUAUAUAUAAAAUACAUAAAGAAGUUUGAUUCAUUGACUCUAUAUUGAGAAGAAUAAUGAUAUUUUUAUAUGAAAUACUGUAUUUAAGUAAGCUCAUAUUGUAUUGUACCCACAACCAUUACAAACAUACAAUAAGCAGAAAUAUACGUUCUAUUCUUUUUUCACCUAAAAAGAUGUCGACAAAUUUUUUAAACAUUAUAAAUUUAUUCAUAGAUAUUUAGUUAGUUUUGAUUUGUAAUGUACAAUUUAAACUAAAGAUAUAGAAAUUAUAUAAUAUUAUGUAGUGUUAUUACAAUAAUUCCUAAAUGCCAUUGGUCAGUGGUCUAAGUGAACUUUACCGUUUGUCAAUUUACUGGAUUAAAUAAAACAAAAAACUUAUGAAAAA
Messenger RNA from Leptidea sinapis, 2123 nucleotides. RefSeq names its product apolipoprotein D-like. Gene Ontology annotation, molecular function: pigment binding. The transcript is spliced from 5 exons. The coding region runs from base 4 to 714 and encodes 236 amino acids. The record is from RefSeq and is a predicted model, not a curated record. NCBI's taxonomy places the organism in Eukaryota, Metazoa, Arthropoda, Insecta, Lepidoptera, Pieridae.